GAUAAACACAAAGAACGCUUAUUCCCCAUUCAACUUGAAUAUGAUAUCUCUUCAGAUUAUACCUUUUUUACUUUAUUAUGCUGUUGCCACAGUUUAUUCCCUCGAAUGCCGUUAUUGUAACAGUGAAGACUACAAUUCCGACUGUCGUUUCGGAACGGAGGAAAAGACCAGGGUCUGUACGAUCGAGGGGGAGGAUCACUGCUACGAAGAAUAUCUGAUAGGUAACGAAAAAAGAAACGGCGACUAUGUUCCUCUUUACCGUAGAGGAUGUGCACCCUCUGACUGGUGCACCAGGCAGCAGAACCUGCACAGAGGGGCUCUUAAGUUCUGCAAAGUGUGCCAAGGAGAUAAAUGCAACAAUGACAGAUUCGGUGCGGCGAAUUCUUCAUCUUUAGAGUGUCAUGCUUGUUGGUCUGUGAGAGGUGAAGCUGCUUGCAGGUAUGGUUAUAAGUGCGACUUCAGUCUGGUUUGUCCACCUGGUUCCACGAAGUGUUACGAAGAAUAUAUAGUAAAUGGAAAUUUUCCACAAGGGUACAAACCUAGAUGGAAGAGGGGUUGUGCGACUGACGAUUAUUGUUCCAAAGAAAAGGAAAAACAUGGAAGUGCCCUCAUUGAAUGCAGACAAUGUAAAAGAGAUUUGUGCAACACUGGCGAAUUAGAUAAUAACUGGUAAUAUUUUAUUGUUAGAAAGUAUGCAAUCAUAUUGUUAAUACAUAG
Messenger RNA from Coccinella septempunctata (seven-spotted ladybird), 717 nucleotides. RefSeq lists its product as uncharacterized. NCBI's taxonomy places the organism in Eukaryota, Metazoa, Arthropoda, Insecta, Coleoptera, Coccinellidae. The coding region runs from base 41 to 673 and encodes 210 amino acids. The transcript has 2 exons. The record is from RefSeq and is a predicted model, not a curated record.